CUGUUUGUUUUUAUGCGUUUAGGGUUUAGAAUUUGGAAGACUCCGCCAUCAAUGAGUGGAUCAUUGAAGGAUGUGCAAUUUAAGGAGCUUGAUAACGCGGUCUGGCCCUCGGGGUGUGAGGCUUCGAAGCACAUGGACGAGGUUGAAGCUGAAGAACAGCCUGAACCUUUUUCAGUUUCUGAUGUGCAUUACUCUGCCUUUAUGAAGGAUGGAAAGGUCCUUGAUACAUCAGAGGGUGCAGAUCCAUCUAGUUUGGCCAAUAAAGUUGCUAGGUCUGCUCCUGCUCCUGCCAGCCUUGGGAUAGUCCAAGAGUUAGCAAAAGAAACUGGAUCUUCCCAUGAGCAAAAUCAAGCGCAAAAUGGCCUUGAAGAUGCUUUGAAAAGGCGGCUGCAAAAGCUAAUUGACUCUAAUCGAGUCAUGCUUUUCAUGAAAGGAACCCCUGAGGAGCCCAAAUGUGAAUUUAGCAGAAUGGCUGUUACUCUUUUGAAGUAUUAUGAGGUUGAAUUUGGAAGUUUUGAUCUUCUUACGGACAAUGAAGUCAUGGAGGGGAUACAGAAGUAUUCUAACUGGCCGCAUUUACCACAAAUCUACUUCGAAGGGAGGGCUCGUGGUUUCCGUCACAUAGAAACUUUAAUGAAAGGUUGCCCAAGUGAAUGCAGUAAAGAUGCUUUUGAAUAGAAUACACAAUAGAAAAAGUUGAACAAAAAGCACUCAACUUUUGCGAAAUGUGAUUUUGAUUUUGAUGAAGGAAAAAAGAUAUACUAAGGCAUUUGGAAUGUAAUGUUUUGAUUCUUAAAGGGUGUUUAUU
This is a messenger RNA of Prunus avium (sweet cherry), 808 nucleotides long. Its product is annotated as monothiol glutaredoxin-S17-like. The record is from RefSeq and is a predicted model, not a curated record. Gene Ontology annotation, cellular component: nucleus; cytosol. Gene Ontology annotation, biological process: intracellular iron ion homeostasis. Lineage: Eukaryota; Viridiplantae; Streptophyta; Magnoliopsida; Rosales; Rosaceae.